This is a messenger RNA of Nerophis lumbriciformis (worm pipefish), 6397 nucleotides long. RefSeq names its product laminin, beta 1b (gene lamb1b). NCBI's taxonomy places the organism in Eukaryota, Metazoa, Chordata, Actinopteri, Syngnathiformes, Syngnathidae. Gene Ontology annotation, biological process: tissue development; animal organ morphogenesis. The record is from RefSeq and is a predicted model, not a curated record.
ACUCCCACUGCCUCUUGACUUUCCCACAGGAGCUCCUCCACACUCUGGAUGGGCUGUCAGUGCUCCGACAUGUCGCUCCUCAUCCAUUUUUGGACAACUUUAGCAGUUCUGUGCCGUCCCGUCUGGACGCUGGUGCCCGAGAUGGCCGACGUGUGCACGGAGGGGAGUUGCUACCCGGCCACGGGGGACCUGCUGAUCGGCCGGGCCCACAAGCUCAGCGUCUCGUCCACCUGUGGGCUGGAGGAGCCCGAGAACUACUGCAUUGUGGGACACCUGGAGGAGGAGACCAAGUGCUUCCAGUGCGACUCCAGGGACAUCUACGACGUGGACCUCAGCCCCCUCAGCCACACCAUCGAGAACGUGGUCACCACCUUCGCCCCCAACCGCCUCAAGACCUGGUGGCAGUCUGACAACGGUGUGGAGAAUGUGACCAUCCAGCUGGACUUGGAGGCCGAGUUCCACUUCACACACCUCAUCAUGACCUUUAAGACCUUCCGUCCCGCCGCCAUGGUGAUCGAGCGCUCCAUGGACUCCGGGAAGACGUGGCACGCUUACCGAUACUUCGCCUACGACUGCCGAGCCACCUUCCCCGGCGUGUCCCCGGGGCCCAUGGUCAAAGUGGAUGACAUCAUCUGCGACUCGCACUACUCGGACAUCGAACCUUCCACCGAGGGAGAGGUGAUCUUCCGGGUGCUGGACCCUGCCUUUGAGAUCAAGGACCCCUACAGCUUGAGGAUCCAAAACAUGCUGAAGAUCACCAACCUGCGCGUCAACUUCCUGAAACUCCACACACUCGGCGACAACCUUCUGGACUCGCGCAAGGAGGUGACGGAGAAGUACUACUACGCGCUCUACGACAUGGUCGUCCGCGGCAACUGCUUCUGCUACGGCCACGCCUCCGAGUGUGCCCCGGUGAACGGAGCGCCGGCGGGGGCGGAAGGAAUGGUCCACGGACGCUGCGUGUGCAACCACAACACGGAGGGUCUGAACUGCGAGCGCUGUCAGGACUUUUAUCACGACCACCCCUGGAAGCCCGCUGAGGGCCGCAACACGCACGCUUGCAAGAGGUGCGAGUGUAACCAGCACUCCGCUUCCUGCCACUUUGACAUGGCCGUCUACGUGACCACGGGCAACGUGAGCGGGGGGGUGUGCGACGACUGUCGGCACAACACGGUGGGGCGCCAGUGCGAGCAGUGCGCGCCCUUCUUUUACCAGCACCCCAACCGAGACUUGAGGGACCCCCACGUCUGCCAGCCGUGCAGCUGUGACCCGGUCGGCUCCCUGCAGGGGGGGCUUUGCGACUCCAGGACCGAUGUGGCCUCUGGUCUCAUCUCAGGCCAGUGUCGCUGCAAAGCCUACGUGGAAGGAGAGCGCUGUGACCACUGUAGACAUGGACACUACGGGCUGGGACAGGGACCAGAAGGAUGUUUGGCUUGCAGCUGCAGCCCGCUGGGAACGUUGCCAGGAAGCGACUCCUGCGAUCCCGAGUCAGGAAGGUGCUUCUGCAAGCGGCUGGUUGGCGGACAUAACUGCGAUGAGUGUCUGCCGCAGCACUGGGGUCUGUCCAACGACAUGGACGGAUGCCGAGCAUGUGACUGCGACCUGGGCGGUGCACUCAACAACAGCUGCGACCCGCGGUCCGGGCAGUGCGUGUGCAGGGAGCACGUGUUCGGACGGCGCUGUGACCAGCUGGAGUCCGGCUUUUACUUCAUUGCCCUGGACCACUACACGUACGAGGCCGAAGACGCUGAGCACGGACCUGGCGUGAAGGCGGUCCAAAGACCUUACCCUUUGGAUCGCAGCCCCACGUGGACUGGGAUGGGUUUUGCCAGCGUACCAGAAAGAGCCUUCCUAAAGUUCUUCAUCAACAACAUCCCAGAGUCCAUGGACUAUGAUGUCCUAAUCCGCUACGAGCCACAGCUUCCAGAACAGUGGGAGCAGGUCAACGUCCGAGUGGAGCAACCCGUCUUCAACCCUCCGGACUAUUCCGGUCACUGUGGCGGUUACAUCGGUGACGGCGAGGAGCAGUACGUCUCUCUGCCACCUGGCUCCAGACAUGUGCUGCUGCCCCACCCCGCGUGCUUGGAGAAGGGACAUAACUACACGGUGCACCUCAGCCUGCCGCUUUACUCCACCUACAGCGAUGUGCAGAGCCCGUACACGCUCAUCGACUCGCUGGUGUUGAUGCCCCGGGUCAGGGAUCUGGCCAUAUUCCAUGGGACAAACGGUGACAAAGCGUGGGAUACGUUCCAGCGUUACCGCUGCCUGGAGACGAGCCAGAGUGUGGUGAAGAGUCCCAUGACGGACAUCUGCAAUGAGUACAUCUUCAGCGUCUCCGCACUGCUGCACAGAGGAGCCAUGCCGUGCCAGUGUGAUCUACAAGGUUCCGUCAGCGGCGUGUGCGAGCCCAGCGGAGGCCAGUGUCGUUGUCGGCCCAAUGUGGUCGGCAGGAACUGCGACCACUGCGCCCCUGCAACCUUCCUGUUCAGCCCCGCCGGAUGCAGGCUGUGUGACUGCGACCCCCGAGGAUCGGUGAGCACCCCCUGCCAUGAAGAGACGGGGCAGUGCGAUUGCGUGCCCGGGGCGACGGGACGCCAGUGUUCCCAUUGCCUGCCGGGAUUUUGGGGGUUCCCUUUCUGCCGACCGUGCCAGUGUAACGGCCACAGCGAGGUCUGCCAUCCUGAGACUGGCGAGUGCCAAGGCUGCAGGGACUUGACCACCGGACACUACUGUGAGAGGUGUUUGGAUGGUUACCACGGUGAUCCCGAGUUGGGAUCAGGGGGACACUGCCGCCCCUGUUUGUGCCCCGACGGCCCGCGUAGUGGACGACAGUUUGCAGACAGCUGCUACAUGGCGGACAGUAGCAACCAGCUGGUGUGUGUGUGCAGCCCCGGCUACAAAGGUGCCAGGUGUGACGAGUGCGCCCCAGGUCACUUCGGCAACCCACUGUUGCCCGGCGGACGCUGCCAGGCGUGCCAGUGCAACGGCAACAUCGACAUGCACAACCCCGGCUCCUGCGACUCUCAGACAGGCGCGUGCCUCAAGUGCCUGUACCACACCGACGGCUACGCCUGCCAGCACUGCAAACUGGGUUACUACGGCAACGCUGCCACUCAGAGCUGCAGAAAGUGCAUGUGCCACCCGGAGGGCACGGCACUACACACCUGUUCCACGCCGGACGAGUGCGAGUGCGACCAGCGCAGCGGGCAGUGCCCCUGCCUGCCCAACGUGGUGGGUCAAAACUGCCAACGCUGCGCCGAAGACACGUGGAACAUGGCGAGCGGGGAGGGCUGCCAUCGCUGUGACUGUGACGCCGUCCACGCUUACAGCUCCUCUUGUGACGAGGUCACGGGGCGCUGCUCGUGUAAACCUGGUUUUGGUGGCAGGACGUGUCGGGAAUGCAGGGAGCUCUUCUGGGGGGAUCCAGAGGUCAAAUGUCACGCUUGUGACUGCGACCCUCGGGGUAUCUCCAGCGGGCAGUGCAACCGUGCGAGCGGACACUGCACCUGCGUGGAGGGUGUGUCGGGCCCACGCUGUGACGAAUGCGCCAGGGGCUACCAGGGUGUGUUCCCCGACUGCCAGCCUUGCCACGAGUGCUUUGCUACGUGGGACAGGGUGGUCGGAGAGCUGACCAAUCAAACGCGGCGUCUGGAGGCGAAAGUCACGGAGCUGCAGACCAACGGUGUGACGGCGCCCUAUAAAGACUUAGUCAGCAGCCUGGAGACCAACGCCAAGGCGGUCAGAGAGAUCGUGGAGAGCAACCCCGCAGCUGUCAAGCUGGGGAAGAUCCAGGACCUGAUGCACCAGAUCACUGGCCUCAUGUCCUACCUGAGCGGGAAACUCAACACAACAGAGGAGACCUUGAAUGAUCUCGAGAACGAGGCCAACAUCACAGACGCAAACGUGGACGAGGUGACGGAGGAGGUGAAGCAGCUGGAUCGGCAAGUGCAGGAGCUGAGGCAGCAGGUGUAUGACGCCAAGAACGCCAACUUGCAGGGUGCCAUGGACACCAUCAUAGAGUCAAACGAGGAGUCCGUAUUGGCGGAACUCCGGGUCAACGCCUCCAGCAGUGAUGCCGACAACACGGUGGAGAAAUCGGCCGCGCUUCGCAAGGUGACGGAGGACAAGCUGAGCGGCAGCCAGAAAGAGUUUGACCGCCGGCACCAGAGAAACUCACAGAAGAUUGAGAAGCUCAAGACCGAGUUGGAGACAUUUGCCCUGUCACCUCUCAGCCAGAAUACGUGUGGAGGUACAGCGGAAGGUGACGAGUGCCCCGGCUCUCCGUGCGGCGGCUUGGGCUGCCUGGAUGAGGGCGGAGCAUCCCGGUGUGGCGGAGAAGGAUGCGAGGGCCUCGUCGUGGCCUCGCAAACUGCUCUCAAGUCAGCCAAGGACCUGGACGAGGAAAUCCUGACCGCCAUGCAGGAAGUGGACAAGCUCUCCAGGAUGGUGUGGGAGGCCAGUAAUCGAGCGAGGGAGGCCAAAGCAAACGCUCAGGAGGUGCUGAUCAAAUCCAACCAGAGCAAAGCGAGAGUGGAGCAGAGCAACGAUCAACUGCGCAGCCUCAUUAAGGACAUCCGAAACCUGCUCACUAACGACAGGGCCAACGUGUCAGUGAUUGAGGCGGUGGCCAAUGAGGUGUUAGCCCUGGAGAUGCCGACGUCGACGGAGAAGCUGCAGGAGCUAACGAGGGAAAUCAAGGAGAAGGUGGCCGCUCUAACCAGCGUGGAGUCGAUCCUCAGCGAGAGCGCCGCAGACAUCCACAUUGCGGAAAACCUGCUGAGGCAGGCUGAGGUUGCCAGUAAGAAGGCGUCCGACCUGAAGGAGGCUUCGGACAUGGUCAACUCGGCCCUGAAUGAGACGGAGCAUGCUCAGAGCGCCGCCAUGGACGCCAUCCAGCUUGCUCAGAAUAACACAAAUGGAACUUUGGACCUGCUGCUUUCCGUGAGGUCUGAGACGGCGGCGUCGGAACAAAGGCUCGGCGACACGAACAACCGACUACUCAAGCUGGAGCUGGAAGUGGGCCUGCUGCGACAGAACGAGCUGGAGGUCAACAGCAUGGCGGAGACGGCCGACUGGGUCAGCGAGCGGGCCAAGACCAACGCAGAGGAGGCUGAGCAGGAGUUUGCGACAGAGGUAAAAGACAAACUAGAAGAGGUGGAGGACCUGAUGGAGGACAAAGGGGAGUCCGUGCUACAAGCGAGGAAACGAGCAGAUGAGCUUCAGCAAGAAGCCAAAGAGCUCCUGGCUCAGAGCAGCAGUAAACUGCAGAGACUACGAGAACUGGAGAGUUCUUACGACAACAACCAGAGCGUCCUGGAGGCCAAAGCUGCCGAGCUGGCCGAGCUGGAGGAGACGGCCCGCCGCAUCAUGGAGGAGAUCAGCUCCAAGGUGACGCUGUACAGCACCUGCUUGUGAGGCGCCAACACCCGCCAGGCAGCCUUGGCCGCCAUCAAGACUUCCACACUGUCAAUCAAGUUCACUGCUUGGAAUCAUGGGCGUUGUGAAGGAAACCAAACAGACCUCGCUGACAGAAAGCCAAAGUGUCAGUUUUUCCUAAAUACGACUGAAUAGAGAAAAAUGUGCAGUAUAAAUACAUUAAACUACUAUUAACUGUACACAUGAAUAUUGUGUUUCAUGUAGAGAUGGCCGAUAAUAUCGGACUACCGAUAUUAUCAAUAAAUGCUUUAACAUGUAAAAUCUGAAAUUAUCGGUAUCGGUUUCAAAAUUAUCGGUAUCGGUUUCAAAAAGUCAAAUGGAUGACUUUUUAAAACGCCGCUGUGUACACGGACGUAGGGAGAAGUACAGAGCGCCAAUAAACCUUAAAGGCACUGCCUUUGCGUGCCGGCCCAGUCACAUAAUAUCUACGGUUUUUCACACACACAAGUGAAUGCAUGCAUACUUGGUCAACAGCCAUACAGGUCACACUGAGGGUGGCCGUAUAAACAACUUUAACACUGUUACAAAUAUGCGCCACACUGUGAACCCACACCAAACAAGAAUGACAAACACAUUUCGGGAGAACAUCCGCACCGUAACGCAACAUAAAACACAACAGAACAAAUACCCAGAACCCCUUGCAGCACUAACUCUUCCGGGACGCUACAAUAUACACCCCACCACUCCCCCAACCCUGCCCACCUCAACCUCCUCAUGCUCUCUCAGGGAGAGAAUGUCCCAAAUUCCAAGCUGCUGUUUUGAGGCCUGUUAAAAAAAAUAAUGCACUUUGUGACUUCAAUAAUAAUUAAAGCUGCAAGCAGCAUUGGUCGGGCCCGCGUAUUUGGCAGGUGCUAGUCCUAAGUGUCCCAAUAAUUUUGUGAAGUUUUAAUCCUAAGCGUCACAAUACUUUUGUCCAGUUUUAGUCCUAAGUGUCCCAAAACUUUUGUCCAGUUUUAGUCCU